UUUGAAUGUCUGAAGCAAGGACCUCGAAGCCAGGAUUACUCAUCUCCUUGUGCCUCCUGGAGCACUAUGGGUAUACAGCGUGCUCAGAGAGCAUCUCUGGCUCUCACGCUCAACUACGUGGCGUUAGCCAUGGCGAUCUCCGCCGUCACCACCAGCUACUGGUGUGAGGGGACCAGAAAGGUGGUCAAGCCCUUCUGCAUGGGGCCGAUGAAAGUCAAGCAGACGUACUGCAUCCGCUUUAACAGCUCCGACAUCAACGACACACGGCUGGUGCAGUACAUAUAUGAGACCGGAGAGGAGAAGUUCCUCAUGAGGAAGUUUCACGCAGGAAUCUGGUUCUCCUGCGAACAAACCACAGACUUACAAGGAUUUACCUGUAGAAGCUUUUUAGAGAUUGCACCAGAUCAUGAAAGAGGAGUGCUCUGGCUGUGUAUUGUGGCUGAGUGUCUGUACAUUGGUCUGCUGUUCACCGGUGGAGCUAUGAUGGUCAUAGAGAUGUGUUCAUGCUUUAACAUGAUAAACAGACUCAAGCUCAAUGCCUUUGCAGCUCUGUGCACCGCUCUCUCAGGCCUUUUCGGGAUGGUUGCACAUAUGAUGUUCACCACAGCUUUCCAGCUGGCUGUUCAGCUGGGUCCAGAAGACUGGAGACCUAAGACAUGGGACUACAGCUGGUCCUAUCUUCUGGCAUGGGGCUCGUUCGGCACCUGCAUGGGCUCGGCGGUCACUGCAUUAAACCACUACACCAAAACCAUCAUUGAGUUUAAGUUCAAGCGGAGGACCAUUGAGAAGAAACUGCGCAUCAAGCAGAUUCUGGAGCUGGACGCACCAGAAGACUUAUGGUACAUCACUUCAUUACAAGAGCAAGCAGACCAACACGCUGCUCUGUAUGUGAAUGGCACUGGACCGUCCUGCAUCAACUCCACAAUACUGGACAAUUGGGGCAGAGCAUACUGCUGAAAACUCACGAAGGACGCUGCUCCUCUUCAGCACAGACAUUUGUGUGCUUUUAUGUCAACAGAGCAGGAUGUGGGCUUUAGUGCCACAACUAUUCUGACAAAACUCGCUGUGCUACCGUGAACCUUGUUCAUAUGCUGACAACUGAGGUUUAAAGUAAUGAUUUUAGUAGAUAAUUCAUGCUGAAACAAGACUGACAUUCUUGACAAAAACAUAGUUUGAUUUAUAGUUUGACUUAAUGGACAGUUUUUAUUUUCAUGGAAUAUUGCGAGCCCGUUCUCCAAGCGUAAAUAUCCAACGCACAUGGCACCCUUUAACGUGAAAUGAGACGCAGAUAUAUUUGGGCAG
This is a messenger RNA of Pimephales promelas (fathead minnow), 1302 nucleotides long. RefSeq names its product gsg1-like 2a (gene gsg1l2a). Lineage: Eukaryota; Metazoa; Chordata; Actinopteri; Cypriniformes; Leuciscidae. Gene Ontology annotation, cellular component: plasma membrane. The record is from RefSeq and is a predicted model, not a curated record.